Molecule: messenger RNA, 2177 nt
Organism: Eurytemora carolleeae
Lineage: Eukaryota; Metazoa; Arthropoda; Copepoda; Calanoida; Temoridae
Product: dolichyldiphosphatase 1
Exons: 9
Coding region: 14-718 (234 amino acids)
Molecular function (GO): sphingosine-1-phosphate phosphatase activity
Source: RefSeq, a predicted model, not a curated record
AGGUAAAAAUAAAAUGGCGGAUCUUGACGGGGGAGAAACAGUAGAAACAAAAUGGAAGACUUUGAGUUUAACUUACGUGGAGUAUCCGGAGGGUGAUAAGCUAGGAAUGGUGUUUGCUAUCUACUCCCUGACUCCCCUGGUGAUAGUGAUUAUCCUAGCUACUCUGUUCUUCUCUAGGCGGGAUAUCCACACCUUCACACUAGGAAUUGGAGUAAUUUUGAAUCACAUUCUAAACCAUUUCCUGAAGCACUACUUUGCCGAGGCUAGACCAAUCAUCAGAGAUGUCGUCUUCGAGGGUCACGGAAUGCCUUCCAACCACAGUCAGUAUAUGUGGUUUGUUUCCACCUACCUUGUUCUAUUUCUUAAGUAUAGAUUGCAUCAUAUUGGGAACUGUAUGGAAACUAUUUGGAAGGUGUUCUGUGGUCUCCUUAUCCUAGCUUCAGCAGGACUGAUGGCCUACUCUAGGGUAUACCUGGAGUACCAUACUGUUUCCCAGGUGGUAUGGGGCUCUGUGAUUGGUGCAUUUUCUGCUUUAGUUUGGUUUCUGAUAACCCAUUAUAUUUUUACUCCAUUCUAUCCAACAAUUGUUGGGUGGAGGAUUUCAGAAUUCUUUUUAGUCAGAGACUGUACGAGUAUACCAAACAUCAUGUGGUUCGAAUUCUUGAAUACCCGAGCCGAGGCGCAUUCAAGAAAGAAGAAAGAGAGAAAGACAAAGUAGUUCUUAAUCCAAUGGACACGGAAAGUUAAUGGAAUUUAUGCUUUUAACGUAUUUUUUUAUUGAGUUUAAUUUCUAUUCAAAUGCUAGACUGGGACUUUAGAAACCUCUGCUUGCAGAAGACGAUAUAUAUGAUUUUAAAUCCUAAUCUGUGAUUUUUUUCAUCACGCUGUUACUUAACUUCUCUAAAGGGACUGAAGGCGUAAUUUCAAGUGAAUUGUAUAGCUUGUUUGAUUCACAAAGGCACCAUUUAAACCUUUGUUUAAGCUUAUCUCUCUUAACAUGUAUGGUCACUUGAAAUUACGUUUAUUGUUCCGCCUUUACGCCUUUCUUGUUCAUGAAAAUAAUUUUGUUCUCAGAUCAUAGAAUUCAUGACUAUAGCAUAUUUUAUAAUGCUUUGUAAAUAUUAGAGCCUGCCUGAAUUUUAGCUAUACACAUUCAAAACCAAUCAUGACAUUUUUAUGCUUACUAAAUGAAACAGGUAUGUUUUAGUUAGUUAAUAUCUCUUUUUUGAUGAGUGAACAUCCCUUUCUUAGUUUUCUGACGUUUAAAUUAUUAAAAAUCACAAAAUCAUUUUUUUUUCAUAGCUUAACAAUCUAGAGUUUCGCUAGUUUCUAGUAGAUUUCUAGUUUUUUAACUUUAACAAUAAUUUAUUGAUUAAAGGGUGUGGGCACACGCUCACACAUACACAUAAAACGAUACAUUAGUAAACCUGAUUCCAAUGUGUUAUUGAGAUCUUUCUAUUGUUUUAUUUUGCCCAAGAUCCGAUAAGAGUUAUGUUGCAUUGUUGUCCCAAAAAACUUGACCAUGGGUAUCAAUAUUUACCAUAGUGAACACUUUUUUUACGCGUGCUGAUUUUGCUUCCUGUUUUUCCUUAAUCUUAACUAUUAGGUUUGGAUGAUUGAUAUUGAAUUUUAUUACUCACUUGUACCAUUCAUUUGCUAAUAACUUGGUAUAGACUGGAUUUUUACAACAUAAUGGAGUAAUGUUCUAUUUUUCUUCUCUAAAAUAAAGAGAGAGAAGAGGAAAAGUAAAAAAAUUUAAAAAUAAGAUUUUUUUUGUUUAAAAAAUUGGUUUGGUUUUCUCUUACUAUUCUCUUACGUCUAUCAUUUCCUUUCUUGUUUUUUGUUCUUUACUUUCUCUGGCUCCGUGAAAAAUUCUCUCUCAUUUUCUCCUUAUGCUGUCCUUCUGCACUUUAAUUGGAUCAGCCUGUGUAAAUGUCAUGUCCAUCAGUGCCCAUAUUUUGUCUAUUAAUUGACAAAAAAACGCAACACUCCGGUUAGAAUACACUUCCCCGUCCUGCUUUUAAUAAAAAAAAAAAGACAAGACGUCAUCAGCUGUUAGGAAUUAGUUUUACUUAUUAUUUAAUUAACUGGCAUAUGUUUUAAACCUAUGUACAUCAAACAUAAUAAAUUGUAAACAAUAUAAUGUCGAUCAGAUAAUAAAAAAGAAACAAUUUUUU